AUGAUCCAAACCCCAAGAAAAUUUCCACAUCCGUUACACAAUUUCAAUCAAUGUACUCAGAACAAUAAAAGAUUCGUAUCGGGUGUUAUAGCAUUCACAGCAAUUGACAAAUCAUCAAAAUACCCAAGAUCUUCGAAUAUGGUACAUAAGUUGGGAAAACUACGGGUUCCAUUAUUAAAGAGCCCAUAUUAUUUUGGGCAUUUCACUUCACGGGUUAAUCGAUUGUAUAAUGAAGAUAAAUACAGCGCCAAUGUUUUGACAUUGCCAGAAGAUAGAACAGUAUUCAAUUUCAAUAUAUUUGAUGGACAUGGAGGAGAGCAAUGUUCGACGUUUUUGAAAGAUAAUUUAUCUCAAGAGAUUGAAAAUGCUAAUGAACUUAGCCAAGAAGAUAACUCAAGUGUCAGAAACGAACUCGCGAAGUCAUAUUGGAAGAAUAUUGGUGGCUACUGGAAGAGAUGGUAUAAGCACAAGGAUGCCAAUUUCGAGGCGAUGCUGCCAGAAAAUAACUCUAUGAAGUUGACGAACAUCAAGCACACUCAAGAUGAUUUAAGUUUGAGGUUGCCCUUAUCAUUUUUGGAGACAGACUAUAAAUUCUUCAAGGAUGAAGAUAAGUCUGGCUCCACAUGUACAUCAGCAUUCCUCGAAACUAUUUACUCGGAAUCCACAGAAGCCGAUUCAUCCUUUGAAAAAUAUUAUUUCAAUAGAAACACGAUAUCUAAGCUUACGAUUGCCCAGGUAGGCGACACACGAGCUAUUCUUGUUGACAAGAAUGGACAGGCCCAUGCAUUGACUCAAUCACAUCACCCAUCCAAUCCAACAGAGUCCAAAAGAUUAAGAAAAUAUGCUGCAAACUUCUUCAUGACCGAUUCGUUUGGAGAGGAAAGAUUUAUUGCAUUAGCGAAUACUAGAGCGUUUGGUGACGUAUCCUAUAAGGAAAUGGGGGUCACCUCCGAACCAGACGUGAUUCAGCUAAUAGUCGGUGAUAAUACUGCAAUAAAGAAACAACUAACUGCCGAGGAAAUCAAGAAUUAUACCGUGGGUGCGUUAGGAGGUGACGAAAGCUUCCUAGUAUUAUGUACCGAUGGUGUAACAGAUAUCUUGACCGACCAGGAAAUUGGCGAUAUUGUCAUGGUGCACUAUAAUAUGAAAGGACACCCUAAAGCGUCACCACAGCUUUGUGCUGAAGAAGUCGUCAAAUUUGUGGAGUAUGUUGGUGGUGACGAUAAUGCAACAUGCUUAGUUAUCAGACUAAAUGGGUGGGGUUCAUGGCCAAUCUCAGAUAGAACUGGUCAAUUAAGACAAGAACGAAUGAAAGAUUACAGCCCUAGAGGCGAAAGGGUAUGA
This is a messenger RNA of Debaryomyces hansenii CBS767, 1344 nucleotides long. It is a transcript of the gene PTC6, whose product is annotated as type 2C protein phosphatase. Gene Ontology annotation, molecular function: protein serine/threonine phosphatase activity. Gene Ontology annotation, biological process: protein dephosphorylation. The record is from RefSeq and is a predicted model, not a curated record. Bases 1 to 1344 code for a protein of 447 amino acids. The transcript has a single exon. Lineage: Eukaryota; Fungi; Ascomycota; Pichiomycetes; Serinales; Debaryomycetaceae.